AAAAAAAAAAAAGAGAGAGAGAGAGAGAGGCCAGCAGCAGCGGGUGGACGCGGCGCGCAGGGACGCAGGGCCGCGGGGGACCUGGACGGCUGAACCGAGCCAGACAAGAACUAACCUUCCUCAAGAGGACAUGUGGUUGGCAGUUGUCAACUGCUGAAGUGGCGGCAGGUCCGGUCUCUAAAGAAUUGGAAAAACACAACGAACAUUUCUCCACCUGCCAAGGUGAACCACUGAUCCUUCAUUAUGUCUGAUGGAGACUAUGAUUACCUCAUCAAGUUUUUAGCUUUGGGAGACUCUGGUGUAGGAAAGACCAGUGUGCUUUACCAGUACACAGAUGGAAAAUUUAAUUCCAAAUUCAUCACGACCGUGGGCAUUGAUUUCAGGGAAAAGAGAGUGGUCUACAGAGCCAAUGGGCCCGAUGGGGCCGUUGGCAGAGGCCAGAGAAUCCACCUGCAGCUGUGGGACACAGCCGGGCAGGAGAGGUUCCGUAGCCUGACUACGGCGUUCUUCAGAGACGCCAUGGGUUUUCUUCUGCUUUUCGACUUGACAAAUGAGCAAAGUUUCCUCAAUGUCAGGAACUGGAUAAGCCAGCUGCAAAUGCACGCGUACUGUGAAAACCCAGACAUUGUGCUGUGUGGAAAUAAGAGCGAUCUGGAGGAGCAGAGAGUGGUCAAGGAGGAGGAAGCCAGAGGACUUGCAGAGAAGUACGGAAUCCCCUACUUUGAAACUAGUGCUGCCAAUGGGACAAACAUAAGCCAAGCCAUUGAAAUGCUCCUGGACCUGAUCAUGAAGCGAAUGGAACGGUGUGUGGACAGGUCCUGGAUUCCUGAGGGAGUGGUGCGCUCCAAUGGGCAUACCUCUGCAGAUCCGUUAAAUGAAGAAAAGGAGAAAGGGUCAUGUAGCUGUUGAAGCAUCCAGUGAGCACCCACUAAUUCCAGUGGCCCUUGUCUGUGACCUUCUCUGUAGCUGAUACAAGGCACAGUGGAGAUUGAUAGGUGUCCUGUACAAACUGCUUCUCCCCAUCCCCAUUCAGCUAUCUAUUUGGUAUAUAGUUUCAAAGUUAAUUUGCUGCAGCUUUGUAGAUACUUCUUUAAGAUUCAGGCUGAGAGGAGAAAUUUUUCACAUAGCCAAAAGUGCCUUAGAAAACCUUAGCCCGUGGCAUUAGAUUGUUCAAGCGUUUAGGAUUUUGUUGCCAUGGAACGUAUAUCAUAUUUAUGAUAUAGAAAGACUAAGCUGCCAUCACCUGCCUUAAUAUAGAUAGCCCAUUUAAGAUCUUACAUGCAAUUAUAGAAUUUUCAGUCUUGAUUUCAAAAUUGAAAACCACUGGUGACCUUUCAACUUCCAUCCGGACGACUUAAGUGUUAAAUAAGAAUACACACACACAUCGGUUCAAUGUCUUUGUGUAUUAAUUGAAUGUCAGCAUUUCCUUUAACAUGAAUAUAGGAAGAAUAGUGAUCUAGACCCUGAAGAAGCUAGACUGAGCAAUUGUGUGCUCACUGUGCCUUUCCAUUGGUGGCAAAGGGAUUGGAGGUGAGGUGGGGGUGGCUUGACAUAGUAUGUGCAGCUGCCCCCCGGGUUCCUAGCUCCCUACAUUGUUCCACUGCCCACAAGGUGAUAGAAGAGUCAGGGACCUGGAUUCUGCAGCUUCGUUUACUUGCACUUGGCCUGGUGCUGGCCACGUCUGAACAUAGCUGGUGCUUACGCUGAAGUUAUCUGUGAUAAGUAAACAUUUUUUUCCCUCCUAUUUAUGAUACUUGUCUAGCAAGCUUAGACUGCAUUUUCAGUUAUCUUGUUAAUUACGAAUCUUCUGCUUCAUCAUCAGGUUCUAUAUUGUUGAUAUUUGUAAUUUUCUUUAUUUUCCCGUUGGUGGAAUGGAUGGAGAUUUUAAUGACUUCAUGGCUGUGCUCUUGGUGGAAGAUAGAUGUUUGUAUUUAAGCAGUCGCGUUUGUACUCGUGUUCAAUAUAAGGAAAAGAAGUGUACUACAUUCCUAUUUUUCAUUGAGACCAUGGGUAUUCACUGUACUCGCUGGGUCUUGCCAAGGUCAUGUGUUUUGCUAUAUCGCCAAAAUGCUUUCAUACCAGAUUCAAGACGGUUUGAAAGAUGCUUCGUGAAAGUUGUUUGUGAAGUUCAAAAGCAUUUCAUUGAAAGGAAAAUUAUUAUUUAUUAAAGGGAUUUAAGUGGAGUAGAUUAGAAUUUCUAGGAGGCUUAAUUGCUGUUUAGGAAGAAAUGCCACUCAUUAUAAUUUCAAUAAAUGUGUUUUGUAGCAACAAGAAUUUGGCAGUACUGUAAUUAGAAAAAUACAAGUGUGAUGGAAAAGUGUUACUUUUACCUGAUAAUCUUCAGAUGGCUGUCAUGUUUUUUGCUGCUGGCUUUCUGUGCCUGUUAACAAACUUGGCCAUGUUUACCAAGAUUUUAUAUAUUUGUCCUUGAAAUUAGGGCUUCUUUUAAAUACCAAAGAAGUCAUUGAGGUCUAAGCAUUUGGAUUGUGUAUUCUAGGGAAGAAAAGAUUCAGACUGGUCAAGGGCAGGUUCAUAAUUACAUUAACAGUGCCUUCUAAAGUUUUCUUAAGACUCUAGUGGAUGCAUCCCAAUUUUAUAGCCACAGAUCAGGGCGUAUUUUAUAUGAUCUAUUUGUAUAAUUAGCAAGUACAUAAUGUGGGCAUGGUUGAGUUUUUGUGAACCAAAUGAGUAAUUAGCUAGAUUCCAUUGACCUUAACUAUAUACUAUUACAUGUAUAGUUGACAUAGUGUACACCUAAGACCUGUCUAUAAUUAUUGAAAUAAAUAAUCUAUAUUCUCUUAGGAAAUCAUUUGUUUGAAGUGCCGUAUUUUUAUGUGUUGAUGUAUUUUUCUAUUUACAAGCCUGUGUAGAAAUGAAGUGUAUGUAUCUUAAAUGAAUCUUGUGCCAAUUCAGCUAUAAUAAAAAAGUGGUCUAAUCAUUC
Molecule: messenger RNA, 2941 nt
Organism: Lepus europaeus (European hare)
Lineage: Eukaryota; Metazoa; Chordata; Mammalia; Lagomorpha; Leporidae
Gene: RAB27A
Product: RAB27A, member RAS oncogene family
Exons: 7
Coding region: 244-909 (221 amino acids)
Biological process (GO): melanosome transport; positive regulation of exocytosis
Cellular component (GO): secretory granule; melanosome
Molecular function (GO): GTP binding; GTPase activity
Source: RefSeq, a predicted model, not a curated record